UGGGCGCCAGCUGAUGGAAAAUGAGCGAGAAAAGUCAAUAAAGGUGCGUUGAUUCAAUUGAUAACGUGGCGAUAUGAUGAACUGUUGUUAUUAUUUGUAAAUGUAACAGGUGAAAUUGAAAAAAACUAUUUUAAAAUGGCUGUUCAAAAUAUUGCGGUGAAAUUGUGUGGAAUACUUCAGGCAGCAAGUGAGGAGGAAAUUACAGCACGAGAGUGGCGUCUUUUAGGACAAGAACAAGAUGGUUCACAACUUCUUACUUGGCUUUCAAAUACAAAAAAUAAUGCGGAGGUCCUCAACAUUGGCAUAUAUGUAAAUAAAACCAAAUCUCUGACUAUUCUACACACAUUUGACAAGAAAACUAAUAUCAUACAAGCUUCAGUGAAUGCGACACAAAGUCUUUUAGCAUAUGUUGUCAAGAAACUUCCAACUGAUGAUGCUGAGGCAAAAGAGCCUUUGUACUGUGCUUAUUUAAUGUGUUUACUUCCUGACAAAGAAAGAGUCAGUGAACAAAUUGAAGAUAGCUCUACAAAACAAAUAAUGGUACAAUAUAUAUACGGGAAGAGUAAUAAAUACAGCCCUGGUAUAAGAAAUGACAGAUUCCUGCUGUUCAAACAUUUGGAAUACAUAAAAAUAUAUCGCACGCCAAUGUUUCUAAAUGAAUAUGACGAUGGAACAGAGAAAUGGGGCUUUGAUGGCAUAUAUCCUGAACCGGAAACCGUUGUAAAAGUUUUUUCCUGGGCUCAGUGGGAUUGUGUUAAUCAGGUUUUGUACCACAUACAUUUUCGACAAGCAUCGCAGAGCUUCGCUGAGGGCGAGGAGGUGAAAUCUCCUUCAGAAAUUACGCCCACUCUAUCCGCUCUACAGUUCCACGCCGAUCUCCCGCACGAGACUGUCGUGAACAUCCCCCUAAGUCUGCCUCACGUAUCGAGUUCGGCGGAGGGGGCCGCUUGCGGGGCUUACGAGGACGAUCCUAUACCACUACGCGUCCACGACUGCAGCCUCGACUUGCAGAUCGUGUGCGACCAGCGGGGCGUAUUGUGCAUCUGUCAUCACUACUUGUACAAGCCCCUAGACGAUUCCGCCACAUCCCUAGUGCUGGAAGACAGCACGGACCUGAAGGACUCCGGAGUCAACUUCGCGUAUUCGAUAACCCUGCUGCAUCACGGCUGCGUAGUGCACACUGUAGUGCCGGACCUGCCCUGGGUCUUGGCCAAGUCGUUACGCCCAUCUUACACUUUAUACGAAGAAAAUCAUCUUUUGGUGAAUAUACCGAUGCUGUACACGCAUCUGAUAGACAUCAGCCUCCACCACGAGCCGUGCUGUCACAUCGUCCUGCCGGUGGACGAGUGUGAUAGCGGGCCCAGCCUCGCGCCCCUGCUGGGCUGGGGUCAGCAUGCUAUGGUCGACCUCAAUACUCUGGACGUGGUGGCCAUGGUCAUCCCUGAAAAGGAUUUGACCGCGACGUUCAAGAGCAACACGGCCAUAGAAAAUAAACUGGCCAUCAUACAUUACUUGGUGCAGCACGAGAACAAUAUGGAAUUGGCUGAAGAGCUGAUAUCGUGGAUGUGCCUGAAUCAGCGCGGCGGGCUGGGCUCGUUCCAGCGCGUCAUGCAAGAGUACCUGGUGGCGACCACGUGCGCGGUCACACGACGCUCGCUACCCUCUUCCGCACUGGGACUCAUGAAGAUGCUUCCAUUCAUGCUGCACUUAAAGUUUUCUGAUGUCAAGGUUCGCGACAUGUGCGUGUCGGUGAGCCAGGAGAAGCUGUGGAGCAGCAGCGCGGUCGUGCUGGCUCCUCGGCAGCGCGUGUGCCAGUUCUCCGAGGACGUGUGGACGAGGGUCUGGGCGUCUCUGUCCGCUCCGCCAGUCACCCGUCUACAUCCGACCGUCGUCACCGAUAAGCUGCGAGUGAGCCUGCAUUGUUACCAGCCGGAAGCGUUGUCUCGGUGCAGCACCCCGCUGUCCCCGAGCGGCCCGGGGCCCGCGCUGGGCUCGCAGCGCCGCUCGUCGCUGGGCAACGGGCAGGACUUGCUGCCAUUCUUUGAACUGGACGUGUGCACUGCCAGCAAACAGGAGCAUAUAGUGGCUGCGAACUUACGCGAGGUGAGCGUGCACCUGAUGCGCGAGAGCGGCGGCGCGGCGGGCGUGCAGGGCGGCGUGCACGCGGCCGCCACGCGCUGGGCGGCGGCGCAGCUGGACGCGGCGCGCGCGCUGUGCCGGGCCCUGUGCCGCGCGCUCGCCGCCGUGCCCGCGCACCAGCAGCAGCGCGGAUUCACUUUCAUUGACGAUAUGGAUCCUAACCACGCAUACAUACUGUUCAAAGUCUUAGAGCAGUACUACCUGGCGACCGACUCCAUAGCGUUCCCUGUGCCGCAAGGAUUUACUUCAUUCUUCACGUACCUCGGCUACCGCACUCUGCCCUUUCCCGCCUUCGCGCAGUACGUGCACAGGAGCGUCUUCGAACUGCAGAUCGACGUUCUGAAGGCUAUCGUGACUGGUAAAGAAGAAGACAAGUGCAGCGUGAACAAGAAACUGCGGCUGAUUCAGGUGGCGGGGGAGGGGCGCGGGCGGCGUGCGCUGGCGGCGUGGGGCGCGCGGGCGGCGCUGGUGCUGCGGGCGCGCGACCACGCCGCCGCGCUGCUGUCCGGCGCCGCGCCCGCCCGCCACGACCGCGCGCGACACCGCCCCGUCCGCGACACCGGUAUCGCAGCGUUGCCGUCUGGAGAACGUCUUUCGCCGCUGGACACAUUCCUGGAUCUGCUGACGGCCAAAGCGAGCCUCAACGAGCUGGACUUCAAUCUUAUAAUAGAGGCCACUCUAGCGUCAGUGCAACAAGACAACAGCGUUGCUUAAAAUUAUAUAUGCAGUCACCCACCGCCGUCGGCAUUGUCUAUUAAUUUCGAUUCUAAGGGUCCGUUCACACAGACCGGCUCGGAGAGCAUCGACCCGCUUUUUUCUUAUCGCACAGACCGGAUCGUAUACGUUUGGAAGCGGACGGAGCGGAGUUUUUUACUGGUGGUAGGACCUCUUAUGAGUCCACAUGGGUAGAUACCAACAACCCGCUUAUUUCUGCCGUGAAGCAGUAAUGCG
Bombyx mandarina (wild silkworm) is the source of this 3090-nucleotide messenger RNA. It is a transcript of the gene pigeon, whose product is annotated as gamma-secretase activating protein pigeon. The record is from RefSeq and is a predicted model, not a curated record. Gene Ontology annotation, cellular component: trans-Golgi network. Gene Ontology annotation, biological process: positive regulation of amyloid-beta formation. NCBI's taxonomy places the organism in Eukaryota, Metazoa, Arthropoda, Insecta, Lepidoptera, Bombycidae.